GGCGUGCCCGACAGUGUGUUGUUCUGCGUGCGUGCGCGCGCGCCCUCUACUGUGGGAUAAGCGAUAGUCGCAAGUUGUAGUACAUUGUAAAUUGAAAGCAGGAGAAUCAUUCGCCCAUGUCGUAAAUAUACAUUACAAAUUAUCUUCGACUGAGUACAUGUAAUAAUUAGCUAAUUGUGUGUCUGCUGAAACAGGUAUAUAUGUGUUUUUGAAGAAUUACAAGGGAUUUAAAGCAGAAGAAAUAGCUAUGUAUCGGUCUCUGUAUGCCUUCCGAUCUGCGGAGCCCAACUCGCUCCACUUCGGGUCCGGCGAGAGCUUUCUGAUCCUGGAACGCAGCAACAAACACUGGUGGCUCGGCUCACGCUGCAGUUCGGGCGAGACAGGCUACGUUCCCGCGUCUUACAUCGAAAGGAUUCAGGCUCCAGAGCAGGAUGAGGUUUUACAGUCUAUCGACAGGGCCAUCGAAGGGAUCCAUAACUUGGCCAUGAAGAACGGGGGCAAAUACAACCUGGAGCAGCGAGACAUGCUACAGAAGUUGAUCCAUCACAGGAAGGAGACCCUGUCAAGGCGAAGUCCAACUACAUCCAGUCCUAUGCAGGGCCUGUCCUCCUCUACCAGUGAACUGUCCCUCAGCCACACCCCUCAACCACCCAAUGGGAUCAACCGCACAAUGUCAGAGAGUACCGACAAUGUGCAGGGGCUUUACCAGGUGCCUCCUCAGCCCCGUCGUGCAGCACCCAUAACUCCGCCUCCUCCUGAGAAACUAAGAGCCAGCCGACACCCAGCAGAGUCAUCCAUUCCUCCUCUUACUGGCCCCGCCCCUGCAGCAGGGACUGGCCUGUCCCCCUCUGUCAGCUCUGCCUCCCUGGACUCUGGUUCCUCCCACUCUGUGGUGUCCUCUGAUGUCAGCCUUCCAAGCGUUGCCAGCACCCCGCCCCCAGUGCCAAGCCGUGUGAAGCCCCCACCCCCUCCUCCAGACGACCUACCUCCCUCUGACCCCUCUCCCCAGCCAGAUCCCUCAAAGAAGGGCCCCGCACCCCAACCUCAACCUCAGCCCACUCACCCACCACAGCCCAGCACUGAGGACCAAUCAGAAACCGACUGGCCUCUUGCCCCGCCCUCUGUCGCUGAAAGCCCCCCCGGCAGCCCCACUCACUCAGAGCCUGUGCCCGGGACAACCGGGGCGGAGCUUAUCGAGCUGGUGAGGAGGAACACGGGCCUGAGUUACGAUCUGUCUCGGGUAGCGGUGGGUGUGGUCGUGGGUCACUUGCAAACUACCUUACCUCAAGCCUCCUCUGCCUUAGAGAAAGUCCUCCUCUCAUUGGUAGAGAGCAAGGAUCAGAGUUCGGCGUUGCCACAGGGACAAGUGUGUCACGAUGAACAGCGCCUGGAGGUCAUCUUAGGCGACCUUGCCCGUCACUUUGACGACUCUCAACAGCGCAGCUGGGCCCUUCACGAAGACCACUCUCUCAUUGCAUGUUACCUGGAGGAGCUGCUGAAGAUACUGACGGAUGCAGAUCCAGAGGUGUGUAAGAAGAUGUGCAGGGCCAACCACUCAGAGCCAGUGCUGUCACUAGUGACCUAUUACCAGAUGGAACACCGAGUGUCUCUACGCCUGCUGUUGCUCAAGGUGUUUGGGGCGAUGUGUAGCCUGGACUCUGCCCUCAUCUCCACCCUCCUCAACUCCAUCCUGCCCAUGGAGCUGGCCAGAGACCUGCAGACAGACACACAGGAACAUCAGAAGAUGUGCUACACAGCCUUGGUCUUGACUAUGAUCUUCUCUAUGGGGGAGCAGGUGCCCUAUCACCACUAUGAGCACUUAAACGCUAGUUUUGUUCAGUUCCUGCUAGAUGUGGUUGAGGACGGUCUUCCCUCUGACCCCACAGAGCAGCUCUCUGACCUCUGUGUCAAUCUCAUCCUGGCCUUUAACCUGCACCUCAUAGUGCCCAGCAGCAACGUGAUAAUGCAGACUGUAGUCAAGAAGAACGUGAAGAUCUUCUCUGAGAAAAUAGUGCUUCUACUAAACAGAGGAGAUGACCCUGUGUGUGUCUUUAAACAUGCCCCCCCUGCCCCACACUCAGUACUUAAGUUCCUGCAGGAUGUCUUUGCCAGCCGAGACUCUUCAGACAUCUUCUACCGCACGGACAUGAUGGUGAUGAUAGACAUCGCUGUUCGAUGCAUCUCUGACCUCUCACCUGGGGACAAGUUGAGGAUGGAGUACCUCUCCCUCAUGCACUCCAUCAUACGCUCCACAGACUACCUGGAGCACCUGCACCGCCUCUCCGACCUGCAGGGCGCACUGCAAAGGAUUCUGAGAGAGGAGGAUAACUCAGGAGCGGACGAGGGCGGGGCCACAGCUAAACAGAUGGAUAAGCUAAUAGUGCAGGAGAUGUACAAGGAAUUCCCUCAGAUCAGCGAGAGCUAGGAGGACUGAAUAUGACAGUGGUGAUGUGCACUCAUCCAGUAGUCUGCUCCUUGAUACUGAGGGAUGGUACUUAGGGACUUCCUAGGAUUAAGAAAGGACUGUAGACCGCUACUUAGUUUCUGAGAUAACAUACUGUUACAAUUGACUUGAACCAUCCAUCAUAAGGGCUAAAGCCCUUAUGAUGUAAUCCCUUGUACUGAGGGGCCAGACUACAGUGUUUUAUGUAGGGCCUUGUAACCCUGGUACUAGUGUACUGUAUUCUGUAGAACAGUGGUUCUCAAUCUUGGUCCGGGGACCCAAAGGGGUGAACUUUUUAGAUUUUGCCUUAGUACUACACAGCUGAUUCAAAUGAUCAGCUCAUCAUCAAGGUUUGAUUAUUUGAAUCAGGUGUGUAGUACUAAGGCAACUAAAAUAUGCACUCUUUUGGUUCCCAGGACCAAGAUUGAGAACCACUGCUGUAGACCACUUCUUUAUCACUCAUUCUUAUUCCUCAUCACAUGGCAUGGCCUCACAGUAUGUUCAAUGAAAUGAAAAGACAAAUGAGCUAAUACACUGAUAACAAAACAUUCUGGGCCGGUUUCCUGAACACGGAUUAAGCCUAGUUCUCUAAACUAAAAAGCAUGCUCAGUUGAGAAUCUCCAUUGACUAUGCUUAAUCUGUGUCUGGAAAACAAGCCCUCUCUCAACAAGACAUUCUAGGCUUUGAGGUUACUUUUAAAACUCACAAUUUAUUGCAAUGGCAAUGCUGCUAUGUGGUGAACCUCACUUAAUAUCUAUGGCUGUGAUUGUCUGACUGAGCACUACUUGUUACCUUGCUUUCUGCCCUACACUUUAUCUAUAGUAACCUCCUCUCUAGGCAUGGCUAACCUAUGACAUGCCCUAAAUUCUUCCUAACAAGGCUGCUCCUACUCUGCUCUGCUGCUUGUGCUGUAGAUGGAACGUAACAGCACUGUAAUAACAAGGCUGUACCAAGUAACAACAAGCUGUAACACGUUGCUUCAACAUACUAAGCCUUGCCUAACUUCCUAUAUGGUUAUGGCUCUGUGAAAGGGAAUGGUGUUUCCACUGGUAGUUAUUUAUUAGUACGAAAUAAUAAGGGAUUGAUAUGUUUCGAUUGUUCAGUGUUACUUUAACUGCUGUCUGGGGUUAACUAAGUGACUUGUCACCAAAUGCGAUUGAUUACUUUUCCUUGAACAUUUUGGCACGAAAUCUCUCUGUUAUCAGUCCCAUCCUUAAGAUGGCACUCCACUCUGCCCCCUACUAUAUAAUUCAACCCCUUACUAUAGUACCCCUGAGAAUCACUGUACAAGACACAAAGGACAUCUUAGUUUCCACCCAUUUUGCAGGACACACACAUCCAGUUUUUUUUUCACAUUGCAAGUCUCACUCUCUUAAUGACUUCUCUAAGUCACUGUCUCCCACUCUAUCAAAGCUUGUUCUCCCUUGUAUCAUAGGUUAUUUUUACUCAGCUCUGUUAGAGCUAAUAGUGGAAGCGUUUCUGUGGCAAAAUGUUCUAGUGACCAUCGUGAUACACAUAUACUGUACCCUUUAGCACACUUAGUGUUUACAUAUUUAAACAUGGGAUAUACCAGAGUGUACUCUGUGAUAUGUGUUUUUAUUAUCCUGUGUUUAUGCAUAAAGCUAUGCAUGUGUCUAUGUAUGUCUAUGUAUAUUGUUGUAAGUGUGUGAGAAGGUGUAUGGUUUCCUGUUGUUUAAUCAUUGUCCUAUGGACUUAUUUUGUCCCUUAAAGCCCCCACUGUGUUAUAGUAAUAAAAUCAAUUUAUCUAUUUUCCCAAUUAAAUAUAUUUGAAAUGGUUGUUCAGAGAGAGGCGAUGGUAAGAAAGUGUAUUUUCUUAAUGUUUAUAAUCUACUAAUAAACAAACAUCUC
Messenger RNA from Oncorhynchus gorbuscha (pink salmon), 4312 nucleotides. Its product is annotated as NCK-interacting protein with SH3 domain-like. Gene Ontology annotation, biological process: endocytosis. NCBI's taxonomy places the organism in Eukaryota, Metazoa, Chordata, Actinopteri, Salmoniformes, Salmonidae. Gene Ontology annotation, molecular function: Arp2/3 complex binding; protein binding. Bases 248 to 2425 code for a protein of 725 amino acids. The record is from RefSeq and is a predicted model, not a curated record. The transcript has 13 exons.